Molecule: messenger RNA, 4401 nt
Organism: Boleophthalmus pectinirostris (great blue-spotted mudskipper)
Lineage: Eukaryota; Metazoa; Chordata; Actinopteri; Gobiiformes; Gobiidae
Gene: ccn3
Product: cellular communication network factor 3
Exons: 5
Coding region: 2652-3674 (340 amino acids)
Biological process (GO): signal transduction; cell adhesion
Cellular component (GO): extracellular matrix; extracellular region
Molecular function (GO): heparin binding; integrin binding
Source: RefSeq, a predicted model, not a curated record
UAUGGUCUACAUACUGAUUUUGUGAACAAAUAUAAACUGUUAAUGAAACCAUAAUUUCAUUAACAUUUUGGGCACACAUUUUUUUUUAAGUGUUGUUUUUAGAUCAUUAGAGUUGACCAGUUCACUUCCUGCCCCCCACACUGUUAACCUCAGUGUGCAGGCCUGUUUUUAUGAAUGUGAUUUCAUUUUGCUGUGUGGCCUGACCGCUCCAGUACCAACACCAGCGGGUUUCUGGGCAACAAUCCCGCUGUUGACUCACUGUUUGUACCAGGACACCUUUUCUUUGUUUAGAAAUGACUGUGUGAAACCACAGUUUAAAGUGCCAUUGAGAGUCUCCCAGGACGAGCACAGUAUGAAGUUAAACAAGGCUUUCAAUAAUAACAUGCAGAGUUUACCUUUUCUAAAUGUUCUGAUUGUAAGCAGUACAGGUGAGUAAGUUUGAUUUUAAAAAGUAUACAAUCUUUGUAUCCCUAGAGGUAACACUAAAAUGUGGACAAACACUUUUUAUGUUUGCAUUUCCCUUCUUGGGUGGUCAUCAUCCCUCGCCAAUGUUUUACAUAUGUUGGAUAUUUUUGUUUAGCAUAAGUGUACUGUGACUAGAUUUAUCAAGAUUCAUCACCUGCUUGUGUCCCUCGAGAUGUUACUGCUUUGCAAAAUAUUCCAGAAUUUGUCUGUGUAAUUACUUAGUAAUCCAGGUACAGUAGGCAUGUUCCACAGCUUGGCACUAAAAUGUAUUUUGCAUUUAUUUCUUGCUCAAAAAUACACACACAGCAGGGUUGCCUCUCCACAGAGUUGACAUGUAACCUGGCCAGGUGGUGUCAGCUGUUUAAUGCCAUACUGUGGAACAUUACAGGCAAAGCAAUAGCACUUUCAUGGAGACUAUAGGAGGUGGGUGACCCUUCUCCAGAACAAUUUCUAAAGCUGUAAGAUCCACAUUAAAUAUUUAAUCAAGCAAACGCCAUUUGGCCUGUGACCGGACCAGUUUUCUGCAUUAUAAAAACUGCAAAACUGUAUACAUUCUGCUUUAAAUAGAGCUUAAAUAAUAGCGUACAUUUUAUAAGGUAACUUUGGAUUUCCUUUUGCCUUUUCCUUUUGCACCUGCAAAUAGCACACUUGAAUCAGACCACCUAAAAAUAAGCCAAAGCUCUAAACACAGUGAACGGUUGAUAAAGUUUCAACAUGUGGUAACCACCUUCAGGUGCGUGAGAGCUUCCUUUUGUGUCGACUCAGGCACGGUGAGACAACUUCCCAUGGCGCACUGCCCCAUCUGCCCAGCUUUAGAACCAUAUUUUUUUCAAUUAAAUUUACUUAAUGUUAUUUGAUGUAUACAUUACAAGACAAUAUCUAUGUAUUAUAUGCUUACUCUGAUUGAUUGCUUAUAAUAAACAUUCAUGCUGCACUGUUGUGUUGUGUGAAUGUAGACUUGACUCUGUGUUGGCCUCAGCUUCACAAGGUUCCCAACUCCUGAAUGCUGAAUGUCACUCCCUCUUUACCCCCAUUUCACACUAGUCUUCUGUCCUGUCAAUCAAAACCCAUACAGAUGAAAAAUGGAACAAAAACUGCAUGUGAAUAUGCUCGCAAGAAACACAUUUGAUUCAUAUACUACAGAUAACAUCCCCACCCUUUAAGGUAUGAUCAAAAUCUGGUCCAACCUGAUUUCUGGCCUGGAGAUAAAGCUUCUUUCUCUGCACAUACUAGUAUUGUGAGUGGUGCCAGUUUCCCGUGGAGUCUCUGCUUCUGAUCAACCACAUUUUCCACUUUGCUUCUAUUUUUGGAAGUGCUGACUUCACUCAAGGGAAUAAAAUGCUUUUACUUUCUGACCUUCAAUGUAGGUGAUCGAGGAGCAGGGUCAUAGGUCAGCAACCAGUCACUCGGGGGCUAUAUGAACUGCUGUCAUGUGGGACAGAAAUAACUCCUGAGCGCAUGGUUUGCUAAAUACAAUGAAUCUGUUAGUACUGUGUUAAAAAUAUUUUUUUUUACUGGUACACGGUGAUAAAUUUACAACUGUGGAAAUUUACUACUGUUGUUUUUUGACCAAAAGCCUAAUUAUGGACAAAAAAAAUACAAUACUUACUAAGUUAAUUGCUUUAUUAAAAGAGUAUUUCAAAACAUGAAUGAAUUCAAAACACUAAAUGGAUUUGGCAUGCUCAGAAUAGAAUUGUAGAGCUACAACGCCAUAAACCAGUUGUAUCAUAAAUGCUAAUCUUGUAUGCAUUUAAAAAGAGUCAAAAGGAAAAGUGUGUUUUUGUAUGUAAAACCAUCCUUAAUCAACACUCAGUUCUGAUUGAUAAAUUUUCUCAUGACAGCCCUGCAGAAAAAACAUACUGACACAAGGUAAAAUAAAACUCUUCUUUUCAUUUGUUACUUCCAUCUACAUCCAUCUAUGUCACUUCCAUCAGGAUCCACAAUGAAAACCUCAUCCGUCAUCCUCUUCCACAUGCCUUCCCACAUUCCUUCCUGUUUGUCGUCAUAGUGCCCAUAGACCACUCCUCUAUAAAAGACCGUCUGCUCCUGAGCUUCAGCCACAUUGACAAGGAGAUCCCAACCCGCUGCUUUUACACACACAAGACGAAGAGGGCUAACUCUGAACUAUCGGAAUUACACAAACUGAACUCUUUUCCUUUUGAAGAUAAUUUUUUAUUUUGAUCAAGAUGUCGAUUCACACAGUUUUCCUUACUUUAUUUUGGGCACAGAUGUGCACAAUGGCAUGGUCCCAAAUGUGCCCACGUACAUGCCAGUGCCCCAAAGAGCCUCCCAUGUGUGCCCCCGGGGUGCAGCUGAUUUUGGACGACUGUGCAUGUUGCCUCGUGUGUGCACGGCAAGACGGACAGCCCUGCUCCGACCUCUACCCCUGCGAUACCCACAGAGGGCUGCACUGUGACUACACCGCCGACAAAAGGACUGGCAUAUGCACCUCUCACGGUGGACAGGUGUGCGUUCUGGAUGGAGUGGUGUAUCAGAAUGGUCAGAUCUUCUUCCCCACUUGUAAAUACCAGUGCAUUUGUCGAGAUGGUCAGAUUGGCUGUGUGCCUCAGUGUAAUGUGGAUGUGAUGCUGCCUGGACCAGACUGCCCCAUGCCCAGACGAGUGCAUGUCCCAGGAGAGUGCUGUGAGAAGUGGGUGUGUGAGCCCCCCUCAGAGGCCAGUGCUCUGGGAGGCUUUGCCAUGGCCGCAUAUCGUCAGGAGGAGACAGUAAGAUUUGACGGUUGGGACCCAAGCCUGAACUGCAUAGAGCAGACCACAGAGUGGGGGGCCUGCUCUCGGACCUGUGGGAUGGGACUGUCCACCAGAGUGACCAACAAGAACAGUCGGUGUGAGAUGGUGAGGCAGAGCCGCUUGUGCAUGGUUAGGCCAUGUGAGGACCAGCAGACUCAGACUGCACUGGCACCGCUCAUGCCAAAGAGAGGCAGUAAAUGCCAGAGGAUGACACGUAGUGAGACUUCCAUCCACCUCUCCUAUAAAAACUGCACCAGUGUCCAGUCUUACAAACCUCGUUACUGUGGCACCUGCACUGAUGGGCGCUGUUGCACCCCUCACCGAACCAAGACGGCCCUCCUGGACUUUCAGUGUGCCAGUGGUAAAACCAGCAGGAGGCCAGUCAUGCUCAUCCUAACCUGUGUGUGCCACAACCACUGCCCCAGAGACAAUACAGAGUGGAACACACUGGUCUUAUAGUGUGGACCAUAUAUGACAUGUAUGUUGGCAAUGUGCUUGUUUUACACACUUGUAGAGACUCAUUCACAAAAGGGUGAUUUUCAAAAUCACCAGAGAAUCUGUUAAAUUUGACAGCACUUAAAUAAUGAACAGAUGUUUUUUUUUUUUUUUCAAUGACAUAGAAUCUUGUGGUCAUUGCUGAUUGAUCAGUGGUUAAUCAUUCUGGCUUUGAAAUAAUUACUCCGAAAGACUAAUGGAAGAGGACUGUAGAUGCUCUGAGCUAAAGAAUCCUGUUGGAAAAUUUCCAACUAUGAGAGACAUUUUUGACAUAACUGAACUGUGUUCUCUGACCUGGUCUGAAGCAAGGCUUGAAUCAUGAACGUGAUCUUUGUUGUACUGUGGACGUGGUGUAAUUUCUAACAUGUGUAUGUAACUGUAUUUUCAGUGUUAAACAGUGUGUUAAUUACAUGCUUGAGAAUGCAAAAUACUUUAGACACGCUUUUAACUAAUGCUGGAGAAGUGAGCUAACAAUGACAAAGGUUUUGUAAAUACUUGCUGUAUAGUUUAAGUGUGCAUGAAAAUGCAGAAUUUAUUAUUGAAAUGUAAGAGCAGUGAUGUAAAUAUUUUAAAACAUGCACAAUCUUUGUGUAAUUGUAAUAAAUAUUAUGAAACAAAUGUUUAUAUGAGGGUGUCAUGAUUUUGAAUUUGAUAUAGCUUUUCAAAUCUCUGUCAGUCUGAUAGAGGCAAA